UUCAUCUUCACCUCCCCAACAUCCACCAAUUGAUCUUUCCUAGGCAGCUCUCUCUUGCUUAUGAACCCCCAUUGUUAGGACUUCAGUUUCCUGCCUCUCAGCCAUCAUGUCCCUCUUUCACAACUCAGUGACAUCAUCCAUGAGGCUGAUCUAUCGAGACGCCAGUCGCCGAGCAUGUUCGCAGACAACUAGGGCCUUCUCGUCCUGCCGGCAGUCCUACCAGUCAUCAAAGCGCGAACUGCAAACUGCAACAGCCUACAGACCGCAAACCCUGCCCGAGCCAUUUCCUCCACGAAACCUUGAGGCUUCAGACCAUUCUAUCUCAAAGGCCAUUCCAGGUAUAGGCGGUGCCGAACUGCCAUCAGAUCUCCCCUACACAAAGGGUCCCGACCGCUUCAAGCGUUAUAGCCUCCCAGAAAGCGACGCGCACAAAGCCCACCCACUUCCUACCCAGACUCCCGCGACCCCUGCAACCCCACCAUCAUCCGCGGAAGCCACGAAGAAGCCGCGUCGGAGUAAAUUACGACCGCGCAAAGCUGCGAUGACUCUCACACCAGCGGCUGUAGAGCAAAUACGCAAUCUGCUGUCUCAGCCAGAUCCCAAGAUGAUCCGUGUGGGUGUGAAGAAUCGGGGUUGCUCCGGCUUGGCAUAUCAUUUGGAAUUCGUUGAGAAACCGGCGCCUUUUGAUGAAGUGGUGGAACAAGACGGCAUUAAAGUGCUGAUCGACAGCAAAGCCUUGUUCAGCAUAAUUGGCAGCGAGAUGGACUGGCAGGAGGAUAAGCUGGCAAGCCGUUUUGUGUUCAAGAACCCCAACAUAAAGGAUGAAUGCGGCUGUGGCGAAUCAUUCAUGGUAUGAUGACCGCUUUUGCAAU
Molecule: messenger RNA, 872 nt
Organism: Coccidioides posadasii C735 delta SOWgp
Lineage: Eukaryota; Fungi; Ascomycota; Eurotiomycetes; Onygenales; Onygenaceae
Gene: ISA1
Product: Iron-sulfur assembly protein 1
Biological process (GO): iron-sulfur cluster assembly
Cellular component (GO): cytoplasm; mitochondrion
Molecular function (GO): 2 iron, 2 sulfur cluster binding
Source: RefSeq, a predicted model, not a curated record